Messenger RNA from Brassica napus (rape), 834 nucleotides. RefSeq names its product ATP-dependent Clp protease adapter protein CLPS1, chloroplastic. Lineage: Eukaryota; Viridiplantae; Streptophyta; Magnoliopsida; Brassicales; Brassicaceae. Gene Ontology annotation, biological process: proteolysis; protein catabolic process. Bases 177 to 659 code for a protein of 160 amino acids. The record is from RefSeq and is a predicted model, not a curated record. The transcript has 3 exons.
UCGGUAAUUAGAUUAGAAACUUCAUAAACGCAGCGUUUCGGUGCAGAUGCAACGUUGAACUUCCGUAACCACCAGUUACUGAAUUUUUUCGUGAUUAUAAUUGCUCGGUCCUGAUUACAUUUGUGUCUUGACGACAAGUGUGAGAAGCAUCCACUCGACGGAGAAGAGAGUCAGGCAUGGAGACUGCGAUAUGUGGGAGAUUAGCUCUCGCACCAACCACUCUCUUCAAUUCUAUCUCAGGGGACAAACACUCUGUCUCAAAAGGACCAUGCGUUAAUAACCGUGGAGUUCUCAUAACCAUGUCUACGUACGCUGCAUUGGGUAAAGGAGGUGGUGUGUUGGACAAACCAAUUAUAGAGAAAACUACUCCUGGUCGUGAAUCCGAGUUUGAUUUGAGGAAAUCGAAGAAGAUGGCUCCACCGUACAGGGUGAUACUUCACAACGACAACUUCAACAAGAGGGAGUAUGUGGUUCAGGUGUUGAUGAAGGUCAUACCAGGCAUGACUGUUGACAACGCAGUUAACAUUAUGCAAGAAGCUCACAUCAACGGUUUGGCAGUUGUGAUCGUCUGUGCUCAGGCCGAUGCAGAGCAGCACUGUAUGCAGCUCCGCGGUAACGGCCUUCUCAGUUCUGUUGAACCUGAUGGUGGAGGCUGCUGAAAAAAAAAUACUAGUUUAAAAUUUCGUAUAGAUUUUCACGCCUCCCAGGACACUCUAUUUAGUAAAGAAAAUGUUUCCUUUAAUGUUGUAUAUAAAUAUCAGAAAUUUGGUACCAAGACUGUUACUGUAUGCAGUGAACUUUUUUGCCUUUAUAGAUCUUUUGUUGUGUUGAACC